UGUACGGAUUACGGAUGGUGAUAGUGACUGUGCCUACAAAAUAGCGACAUCGGCGAUCAGAUUUACAACUUAUUAUAUGACGUAUAAUAUUGACUGUACGAGUGUAUCGUUCCCAGGAGGUUCGUAGUAGCUGUCAGCGAUGCGGCCCGAAGACUUCGCUGACCGGGUAGCCGGGCUGUGUCUGGAGAAAUUCGACCGGCUGCCGGACAAGGGCAAACCGAUAUCCGGUAAACAGUGGACGCUCUUGUCGGGCGUCGUACAGGCCGCGGACGACUCGGGCCCGCCGAAAGUCGUCUCACUGGCCACCGGCACCAAGUGUAUCGGCGCCAGCAAACUCUGUGACAGAGGCACCGUGGUCAACGACAGUCACGCCGAGGUCUUGGCACGCAGAGCUCUGUUGCGGUAUUUCAUCCAAGAAAUCGAAUCGGCUCGCAGAGGCCGUCCGUCGAUAUUUGUGCGGGGGUCAGCGCUUGCAGAAGACAACUGUGGCCCGGAAAACGAUUCGGAUCGCUCAUGCCCGCUGACGUUGCAACCUGGUGUGACUUUUCACUUUUUCUCCAGUCACACGCCGUGUGGCGAUGCGUCGAUAUUUCCAAAGGACGGGGGCAAGCGGGCGGCCGUGGAUGACGACGGCAUCGGACCGGAAGCAAAAAGACGUAAAACCGAAGGCGAUGACGACGACGACGACGACAUACACCGGACCGGAGCUAAAUGUCUGAGCGUAGAGACGAGACAGGACCCUCGACUUCCGGGCGCAGCGUAUCACGCGGUCGGAGCGGUCAGGACUAAACCGGGCCGAGGAGACCGGACGUUGUCCGUCUCGUGUAGCGAUAAAUUGCUGAGGUGGCACUCGUCGGGCGUACAGGGAGCUAUGUUGUCGCUGCUCAUCGAACCGGUGUACUUGUCGUCGCUGACCGUUGGCGGCGGUUGUCCAUACUCUGAGCCGGCCUUGCGCCGGGCCGUCAUUGAACGGGCCAACUGCCCCGACGACGAAUACGCUCGAUCGCCGUCGAUUCCACCGCUCCGACUGGCCCGUUCUGCUUUGGAGUUCGAAUACGCCAAACACCGCGUGGCCGCGGACUGCAAGCCGUGUCCGUCCAGUGUGGUCUGGUGGAAAGACGAUUGCCUCGACGGUGGGGUAGGAGGCACGAACGUGUCAGGGGGUCGUCACGAGGUGUUGGUGAACGGCCGCAAACAGGGCGCGACGAAAAAGGCGGUGGACGGGAAGGCGGCCGGUUCGUCGGCGCUGUGCAAAAAGUCGCUGUUGGACGCGUGCCGACAUCUGUUGGCCGGCGGCGGUGGAACCGCAGGCCCGGAAGUCACUUAUGCGCAGGCCAAGCUGGACGCCACGUCGUACCGAAGCCGAUGGUCGGCCGUUAGGCGCCGGUUGGGCUGCUGGACGGUGAAACCGGAGGCUCUAUUGGACUUCACGUGACUCGCGGUAAUGCCCUACAAUAUUGUUUGUUGGCACCGUCGAAAUAUCAAACUGCCAUCGCCCGCGGACAACGAAACGAUUCGACUGACGGCAAUUAUUUUAUUACUAUUUAAUUGCACUAUUAUCAUCAAUUUUUUUUACUACUGCUGCAGGCGUUAUCCUCUAAAAUUAAAUAGGUUUUCUCGACAUUUUCUAUUGUUAUCAAAAACAAAUAUAAAAGAUUAAUUAUUAAACAACA
Metopolophium dirhodum (rose-grain aphid) is the source of this 1673-nucleotide messenger RNA. RefSeq names its product tRNA-specific adenosine deaminase 1 (gene Adat1). Gene Ontology annotation, molecular function: adenosine deaminase activity; RNA binding. NCBI's taxonomy places the organism in Eukaryota, Metazoa, Arthropoda, Insecta, Hemiptera, Aphididae. The record is from RefSeq and is a predicted model, not a curated record. Bases 140 to 1435 code for a protein of 431 amino acids. Gene Ontology annotation, biological process: RNA processing. The transcript has 5 exons.